UCACCAUAGCCGUGACUCAUCGUCGUCGCCGCGUCCAUUCCCUUGCACCACGACCACGGACUCAUUCGCAUUCCGUACGUCAAACGUUUACAACUGCUCUACGACGUGUCCUUUGCCGACCGACCGCCCAACGCAAAACCAUUUUUUCCUUCAAUCUGUUUCUUUUUAGACUUCAAAAUUAGCGAAUCAAGCAUGUCACGGAAAACGGCAGUGAGGAGGGCAACCACAAAGAAACGAGCGCAGCGCGCUACGUCAAAUGUGUUUGCCAUGUUUGGGCAAGCACAAAUACAAGAGUUCAAGGAAGCAUUUAAUUUGAUAGAUCAAAAUCGUGACGGAUUCAUUGACAAAGAAGAUUUGCAUGAUAUGCUUGCUUCUUUAGGCAAAGAUCCGACCGAUGAUUAUUUAGAAGGCAUGAUGAAUGAUGCACCUGGCCCAAUUAAUUUUACUAUGUUUCUAACAUUAUUUGGAGAAAGACUUCAAGGUACAGAUCCUGAAGAUGUAAUAAAAAACGCCUUUGGUUGUUUUGAUGAAAACAAUGAAGGCGUAAUUAAUGAAGAACGUUUGAGAGAGCUUUUAGUUACUAUGGGAGAUAGAUUUACAGAUGAAGACGUUGAUGAAAUGUACCGUGAAGCUCCAAUUUCCAAAGGAAUGUUCAACUAUAUAGAAUUUACACGUAUUUUGAAACACGGAGCAAAAGAAAAGGAUGAAGUUUAAUUUUGUCUUUUAUAUAAAGUAAAAUACUUCAUCAUAAACAUUUACUCAACAUAACAUUAAAAUUAAUAUAUUUAUAUAAUAUAUCAAAAAUUGUAUUAUUAAAUAAUAAUUCAAACUUAAUAAUGGGUGAAAUAAUUAUUUAUUAAGUUUAUAUAUGUAACCUUUUUAGUUUUAUAUUUAUUAAUUCAUAAACAUUCAUAAAUAUUACAUUUAUAUUAUACAACUUUUUUUUUUUUGUUACUCGUUCUUACAAAAUUUUUUUAAUAUUAUCUUUUUUAUGGUUUAGAAAUAUCUGUUUUUAUAUUUACAUUUUUACCUAUACUGUCCAUAGUAAUUUAUCCUUUUAUUAAGAUUAAAAUUAAAAUUCACUAAUCGGUAGAUUUCUUUCCCUAUCAUAUUUAUUUCAUACAUGUUUCAAAGACUUGUAUUUGCGUAAACUAUUAAAUUUAUCUAUAAGUACAUAAAAAUAAUAAUUAUAUAGAUUGUUUAAAAUUCUAAUUAUAAACAUUGGUACAGUGCCUAGUCUGUAAGCAUGUAAUAAAACCAUACAUUUCAAAUUUAACAACUACAUAUUACUAGGGUUUAAAAAAUGUUGGAACGUAUAUACUAAGUGAAUGUAUACCUAAUAUAAUAAAUUAUAAAAGAA
This is a messenger RNA of Rhopalosiphum padi (bird cherry-oat aphid), 1360 nucleotides long. RefSeq names its product myosin regulatory light chain sqh. The transcript is spliced from 4 exons. Lineage: Eukaryota; Metazoa; Arthropoda; Insecta; Hemiptera; Aphididae. The record is from RefSeq and is a predicted model, not a curated record. The coding region runs from base 193 to 714 and encodes 173 amino acids. Gene Ontology annotation, biological process: locomotion; post-embryonic development. Gene Ontology annotation, molecular function: myosin heavy chain binding; calcium ion binding. Gene Ontology annotation, cellular component: myosin II complex; cytoplasm.